This is a messenger RNA of Bemisia tabaci, 9001 nucleotides long. It is a transcript of the gene Pur-alpha, whose product is annotated as Purine-rich binding protein-alpha. Gene Ontology annotation, molecular function: DNA-binding transcription factor activity, RNA polymerase II-specific; RNA polymerase II transcription regulatory region sequence-specific DNA binding; purine-rich negative regulatory element binding. Lineage: Eukaryota; Metazoa; Arthropoda; Insecta; Hemiptera; Aleyrodidae. Gene Ontology annotation, cellular component: nucleus. The record is from RefSeq and is a predicted model, not a curated record. Gene Ontology annotation, biological process: regulation of transcription by RNA polymerase II.
GAGCGUCGCUCAGGAAUACAUUCGUUCGUAUUACGUCACUGUACCUUUUCAAGCUGUAAUUCGGGUUUGCGGUUUUUCAGGGAUACUCUGAAAACCCUAAACCUUUACCAGUUCUUUAAUCGUCAAGUUCAUUCGGAGAUUUGAGAAAAGUGCGUCCGUCUUUGGCGAAUCUGUGUUCGGUUGUGGAGCUACUUUUUCUGUCAUUUGCAGUCUGAAUUUCCGGUUGUUCAGUAUCAAUUUUGGUGAAAAAUUAGGGUUAAAUCUUUGAGUUGGUUUAGGAUAUGUCGGACCGAGAGAGCGGAGAUGAAGCACCUCAGGGUCAAAACAAGUAUGGUCAAGAUGGCGGCAGCCAUGAUGGCCAGCAACAGCCGCAAUCAGAGCAGGAGUUGGCAUCAAAAAUGCUUCAUAUUCAAUCUAAAAGAUUCUAUCUAGACGUGAAACAAAAUAUGAGAGGAAAAUUUAUCAAAAUAGCCGAAAUUGGACCUGAUGGUAGAAGAAGUCAAGUAUUUCUUGCUUUAUCUAUAGCUGCUGAAUUUCGCGACCACUUGAAUCUAUUCAGUGACUACUACGCUUCUCUGGGUCCACCUAAUCCUGACACAGUGCCAGAUGAUGGAAAGUUGAAGUCGGAAGUGAUGGUGAAAGAAAACCGGCGAUACUAUCUUGACCUGAAGGAAAAUCAACGUGGUAGAUUCCUAAGAGUAAGUGUAGUAUCACAAACAAUGUCAAGAGGCGGGCCUAGAUCGCAGAUUGCAAUACCCGCACAAGGAAUGAUAGAAUUCAGAGAUGCACUAACAGACCUCCUGGAAGAGUUUGGAACGGAAGAUGGAGGCUUCAAAGGCGAUUUACCCGAGGGAAAACACAUGCGGGUUGAUUCCAAGAACUUUUACUUUGACAUUGGUCAAAACAAACGAGGCGUCUACAUGCGUAUCUCGGAGGUAAAAACAAAUUUCCGAACCGCCAUAACUAUUCCAGAGAAAUCAUGGUACCGCUUUCGAGAUAUCUUCGCUGACUAUUGUAAUAAAAUCAAAGACGGCGCGGAUAAGUCAUCGGGAGGGAACGCAUCACAAGAUGAAACCAGUACAAGCAAGUGACCACGUUACUAUUAGAUAACUAAUCAAUUCUUUUUUUUUCUUUUUUUUUCUAUUAAAAGUUUGAUUAAUGUAAGGAAGGACAAGUAAAGAGUGAAUUUCAAAAUCCGUUAAACAGUGGCAACGGGAUCCAGAAAUGAUUUAUUUACAAAAGAUUAGAAUGAAAAUCCCUCCAUAAACCCCCCCAAAACUGAGAAAAAAAUUGAAAAAAAUAGACAAAAAAAUUCCAAUCAAUUACGAUCCUUGAAACCGCCAACUCGACAAUGAAAAACUGUAUCUAAUAUCCAUUAGUUACCUUAUAUACAUAAUUACUAUGUAUAUACCUUAAUAUUUAUAUUUGUUUAUGCAUACGUAUAUGUUCUUGUAUAUGGUACUAUGCAGACAUAUUUAUUUAAGUUGUAAAUGCUGGACUUGCGUGCAUGAACGAACUAUAUUCUGGGAGUUUUCAAUUAUAAAUAAUAAAUUAUGAAUGUAAAGAAUAGUACGUUUAACCCUCGUAAAUUCGGCUGUGCACCAUGUGCACAAUAUGUAAUAACUAAUAGAUGCUGCUUGUUCUUCGUGCUUGCGUAAUUGCUGCUACCGUGUCACAAAAUUUUGAAGCCAUAAAAUCAGGUCAUCAGAAUGUGCGAUUCAUUAUUGUAGCCAACAGUAUUUCUAAACUAACAGACCCAACUCAUGGAUUUAUUUAACCCAUUUGAACCACCCCAGUCACCUUGACUGACUGUAAAAGUUGCGCUGAUUCUACCUAGAUUUUACGCACCAGGCCAGAAAAAAGUUUAGAUCAUUUUAUUUGUUUUUCUUUUGUCACUUAGUUACAGCCUGUAACAAAUGUGCUUUCAGCAAAACACAAGAAUUUACAUGGUCCAAAGAGAAAACUUUUAGGGCCUUCAUUAAACCAAAACUUGAGCAAAAACACAAAACACAGAUUCAUAAUUAUUUUUAAUGCCUAUGCUCUAAAAUCUUGGUCCUUGUUUAAGCUAGCAAUCUGUCUCCUAUCAUCUUUCAGUAGUAUUACUCGAUGUCAGCAAGGUCUGAACUCCACUAAUCAAUUAUUUUUCGCCGACAAGGCUGGGUCUGUUGGUUUCUCAGUAUUUCAAUCUUUUUAUAUCAACUGUGACCUUAGUUUCACUCAAAAGGCUUUUACGCAUGUACGUUAAGUAUGUAGUUAUAGAAAGAUAUACAUGAAAUGUAUAUAUUAUAUAGUUUCCUUCUUUUCUUCCUCUCUCCUCGAACCAAGUGAAAUUAUUUGUAGACCAUGCAAGGGUUGUAUCAUGUGUGCCACAGAACCAGACUAAUUCUUCUCUCCCUUCGACUGGUGUUGUUGCGUGUUAUGUUCCGCGGAAGGCCUUAGCUAACCAUCAGAAGAACGAGAGUAAAGAAUCAGAGUCCCAGUCAUUUCACAAAAAUCUUCUGUCCCAAAACUCGUGUCUUAGUUCAUUCUUAAAAGACAAUACCAAUCCAAAUUCUUUACCUAUAUAUGUUGCUGAUGAAUUGUAAAGCGAUCUAUACGUAGAGUACUAAUAGUCUAGCAUGUCAGCAAAAUUCUUGGAAACCAAUGCACCACACAAGUCACUUUUGCUUCCUCACUUAGAGGGCUAUCCCAAACUUAGUCCUAUUCUUAUUUCUUUGACCAAAUCUUUACCAAAAUCUAUGACUCGGGAGAAUUCUUGUAAAGAUCGCUACUUUAUGAAUUGUUUGCUGCUGUGUUUUUGUGAAAGUGCAUUUAAUGAAAGAGGUGUUGAGCAUCAGAGCUGAGUUUAUUUUUGUGAAGGAUCAAUUUUCAAGGCAAUUGAAAGGUUUCCUUAUUAAGGCGCAUAUCCUUUUCAAACCAACAUUGAUUAAAAACUGCUCGAUACCCUAAUUUAUUAUUAAAUGCAUUUACCUACUCGGCUGUGUAAAUUGCUCUCCCUCACUGGAUUAAAUUUGAGGUCUUGCUGUAGUGGUUUCAUUUACGGCACUAUCUGUCGAGUAUUUUAAUUAGUGAAUUCAUCAAAAACUUGCACAAAAACCUUCAAAUAAUGGUCAUAACUACAGCUUUCCUCAAUAAUUUGCCGUCUAAGCCAGACUGAUCUACUGUCGGCAGAAAGAUUCAAGCAUCUAACUUGCAGUUUCAGCAGAUUUGAUCAGCUCGUUGUAAACGUGGGAGAUCCGUAUAGGAAUCUGUUCUACCUGACUGACAUAACUGCCGCAUUUUUCUGCUCUUACUGGAUAAUGCUUUCAGAAGUAGUUUCCUUGGCAACCUUUGUGUGGAGAAUAGUCUUUGCUCUGGACAACCCUUGUCUGAAUGAAAUCACUGCCCACCUGAGUUAAAUAUUUUUAAAUUAUAAAUCAUUACGUACUCAACGAUAGAUCAAAUCUAAGCUCGAAUUAUCUGUUGUAGUCUCUUGCUAGUUGACAUAAAAUGUCAACUCGAGUAAUUUUUACGAAGAACUUUUUGAGUUCUCUCUCUUUAGGUCUUUUCUAUGCGAAUCGACACUUUAAAUCGGAUUUUUUUUGCUAGACCGUAGCAUGCCCAAAAAAAUCUGUUUCUGUCAAUUACAAUAUUAUCAGCGUUAUUCUUUCAUUUUCUUUGUUUUUAUAAUUUUUUUUCAAUUCUCAGUUUUUUACAGUACACAUUAAAUUUUUUUCUCAAUGUAUUGUUCAUAUUAACUUUUUCAAAUUGCAGAAAAAAUUUGAGUUUCAGGGUCUUUAAGUUUCAGAAAUGGCCAAAUCCGAAUGCCUUUCAGUUUAUAUGAUAACAGGUUCAUUGUGGAGUAACUCAGUAUUUCUAGGAGGAAGAAGUUUCAAAUUCUGUUCGUUUUCUUUGUAUUGCAAGUCCGUAAUAGCUCUGUUGCUAAUCUCUGUAGCUAAUAUUUGCGGAUUAUAAACUUUCUAACUCAAAAGUAGUAGUUCCGUGAAAGUUCGCAAUCUGACAAAAUCGGCCGCAAUUAAAUCGUUUCAUGGUGGAGAGGCUGUACAUUGAUUUAUCAAAUUUCGUUAAGAGUCUGAAGCCAAAAUACUUUUAUGAUUUGCAUGUUGCACCCCGUUCUUAUUCCUUGAAGACAAUUUCUGUGAGGCUAUUUUGUAUUUAUUUUUUCAAAAUUAUCCCAGUAAGGAAACUUGACAUUAGUUAAAGCUAAUGUGAUGUUUUUGGCAGGUCUCUAUUUUCCAUUAGUUUUCUAAAUCAGCGCUGUUGUGAUAAAGUUGGAUUUCAUCAGCAUUAUUCUGGAAACCAGUGAUCAAAACGCAAGUUGCUGGUCUCCCUGUUAUGAGGCACAAGUUUCAGAGCCCCCAAAGAUGUCUGUAUCGAAGACGUACGUAAUGGUUUAUCCGAAAGAUAUUACUUAUUUACUCUUCUCUCAAUUAAAUUGACGGAAGCCAAUGGUUAUAGUCAUGUUUUAAGUAAUAAAUAGUAUAUUUUUUGUUUGUCGUUGGGUUAUGGGUAGGUAUUUAACAUUGAUAAUUAAUAAGUUCAUAUUUUAUCGUUUGUUGAUAUUGGUAACGAACUAAGAUGUUAUUUCUGUUUUCCUCCACGUUACAAUUUCUGCAUACAUUAUCGAGCAGCUGACACCGCAUUUCAUCCUAUUCUACGUGCAUUAAAUCUUCAUCAGGAAACUUGAAAAAAUUUCCCGCAUUUACUUUCAAAGUCGGGUCGUUCCAUUAGGUGGAAUGGAAAUGCGGUAUCUGGUGUUUUUUCGGCUUUCUGGAAAGUACCUAUAAUUUUCUCCUAUCCCAAAUCUUUUGUUAGAUUCCCACUCCUAGCUUCUGUUGUUGCUAAGUUACUAAGCUGUCGACGUUAGGAAGUAAGUCGGGGACGAAAGCGCUGUUUGGAAAAGGCAAGAUUUUAAAGCAUGAACGUUCACAGUUUCCUUGUUUUAUUUUGAUUUUUGUUCGUUUUAACUGCUCUUUAUUUUCUAUGUAACUAAGUCUCUUUUUUUUCUCUAUUGUGAUAUUGAUUUUAGAUUUAAUUUAAAUUCUUGUGGAACUAUUUUUUGUCCCUUUCAUGGGAAUCAACUCGACUCCGAGCAUUUUGAACGAGCCAACCUUUCACCAAAAACCAUUAACUACCCUUGAGCCUUUGAUCUCGCUCGUUUUAUGUUGAACCUCAACGCAAGAAAAUUUUGUUUUUGCUUGCAAAUUACAAUGAAGGAUUGGUGUUGAUCCCUUGACUACCAUACGAAAAAACUUGCUUCCCUCGCUAGUUGACAUUCUUAUGUAAGGAUAACUGCCAAGCAGCGAAAUUGCCUUUCAAUUCACUCAUACUCAUUGGGCCAUUAUCAAAUGGUCGCAGUGACCUGAACAAGUUCCUUGCGCAGUCCUUUGCUGUAAUUUGUUUAAUUUAGUUUUUCUCUCUUUUUCUAUCGUGCGAUUCGUCUAUUUUACUCUUCACUCUCAAAUCAUUUUAGUCCAUCUGUAAGCUUUCCUUUUACCAGUAUUCAACUAUUCUCUUCAAAAGCUAGGGCUUGCAUCAAAAAUGACUGCCAAUAGUCUGCCGUUUGAAUAUUCAAGUUUUUCAAAAUUUUGCUUGAAUUCGUUGCUGUUGUUGGAGAUCAACUCUGAAGGAGUCCACUUAAUUUUCAGAACACUUUGUGUGGGUCAGCUUGGUUUUCAGACCACUUUGAGUGGGUCUACCUUAUUUUUUUGGAAACUACAAAUGUCAUGAGAAAAUUGAUAAAGUGUUACAAUGGACUUUUUCCUCAGGUGAAGAUUAUAUAGGUACAUAUUUUUUCCAUCAAACCUGCCAGUUAAUUUAAAAAAAAAAAAAACUGAACCUUGAAGGAAAGCUUCAUAUGCAAUUUAGUUUUGUAAACUUCCUUGCUUUUGGAACCCAUGCGACCAAAACGUAGUUUCUAACUCACCUUUUUAAAAAUCCAGCAAGUGUCAAAAUUAAGUAGGCACAGAGUGUCCGUAAUUUUUCCUCACUUUGAAUCCAAUUAAAAAACUGCUGGAUAUUGUGAAAAUAUCAAUUCCUUUGCCAGUGUCUACUCUCAGCAUUCAAAGUUUCUCUGAAAAGAAAGUAGACAGCUAUGCCCGAAAAUUCACUCUCAUAUUAUCGAUUUCAGUGCGAGGGGAGAUUUCACCCUCUAUUGGAGUAAACAAAUCUAAAGCUUUGCUUAAAUUAAAACUGCGAAUCAAAAUAAAUCAUCACAUACGGAUGAUGUUUGAAGGUAAUUCUGGAAAGCUGUACAAAUUCAAGAUCUCAACUCUUUAUUGUAUCAUCUGCACUCGCUGACAGUUUCUAUUUUUCCUUUUUUAUAGUUUCUUUUGUUUUUAUUAUUUUUCUAUUUUUUUAGUUCGUUCAUGGUUUUUACUUCCAGAACUUGUUAAAUUCAUGCAGUGUGUCAUGCCUUUAAAUUCGUUCCCUUUGAUAACUUUAAGAACCCUAAAAAAUAUCAAAUCAAAAUUUUUGAUACAAAUUUUAGAAAGCCCACCAUUGAUAUCCGUUGAAAACCAUCACAACCUGUGUUUCAGAUCUUCUGACAGCUGCUUUCGUGCUAAUCACCCAAUUAACAACUUAUCGUGUCUUUGCGUUUUUUCCUCAUAAUCCAGGUCUCUAUGUAACCCUACCCUCCGUCCACUACAACACAUCACAGACACAUCCCCAUUGAUUCUGCUAUGGUGUUAUACCUUAUGUUUUGAUUCGCUGUGCUGGUUCUUACUAACUUUUGAAAUCUUCUACAAGUUACACUGUCGUGUUAUGGGUGUCUUCAGAAAUUCAUUUGCUGUCUUGUUAUUUCCUUGCAUCCCCCCUCCCCCUUGUUUUUUUGUCUUGUAGGAUCCUGACAAUUUAAUGCUAGCUUAUUCACAUCCAAAAGACCUUUUGUUCGUAAAACUCGGCAACUACAUCGGGAAAUUUGCAUCCCUUUUUUUGGGGGGAGAAACAGAGUGGGAAUAAGAUUUUAAAUAUUUGUUACAUGGUUAAUAAAUUAAAGUAUAUUUUUAGUCUCUCGUGACGUAUUAAAUACGGCGCAACGGGACAGCGCAUUUAAUGCGUCAUUGUGAUUGCUUCCAUUCUGAUGGAAGGAUAAACGAAUCAAUUUGCUGAAAACUUUGUUUAUUUGUAUACAGUCUACGACUUGUUAUUCUGGAGACCCCUAACUGUUUCAAACCUCUGAAUAUAAUUCUCUAGUGAAUGCGUGACGACAAGUGCAUGUGUGCGUGCCUCACUAGCGUUAAUAUAUUAUAUAUAUACUCGUUUUUAUAUAUAUGUAAUAUAUUAAGUUUUCAAAGUCUUUAUUUGUUUCUUCUUUUUCUGCAGAGCAUCAAAUGUUUAUCUUGUUAUAUUAUAUUCUCCUCCCCAAAAACCCUUCAAAUUUGCUUCUUUUAUGGAUUUAUGUUUGCCUACUGACUUCGCUUCUCGUUCCAUGUUUGAUCACAUUGCAAAAUAAUGCUAGUUAGUGACCUUUUUGCAGUUCAUCAAAAUUUGUUCUCAUUCUAACCUAACUUGUCCUCAUGGUAGGUGAAAAACCUUCCUCCAGUUUUGCAUGCUUUUCGCUGUAUUAUUCCUGAAACAUUUCAGUGCGUAAUUCUUAUUGUGUAAGAAAUCAUGUUGUUCUUUGGAACAACAUGAUUUACCAAGCCCAAUAUUAUCAGAAACUGUUAACUUAUUUUUUGGUCCUCGUGGUGCAAGACUGAAUUUUAGUCGCUAUUUUCGUUCAUCAUCAUCUAUGUAAAAGAUACGACUAAGUUAUCCAAUCUGGAUGAUCUGUUUUAAUUUAAAAAAUAGGAAGUAGGUACUUUUUACUCAUCUUGAUUUUAGGAACAUUUAAUCAGCAAAAAAGCAUGUCAAUCAGGGAAAAAUUCAUCGAUCAACUGUGCCCUUUUUAAUUUUAUUGUGAAAGCUUGAAAUUUUUUCCUCUGGCUGUAAUAUUACUUAUUUUCCGCACUAUGGACAAAAAUUAGAACUUAAGCCUUCAAGCUCACAGAUUUUGAAUUUUUAUAAUUUCAAAAAAACUUGUCACCCUGAUGAAAUAACCAUAUCAUUUCCAUGAAAUGCAAAUUGCACGAUAUUGGCUAAUUACAAUAAAAAGCAACUUGAAGAUUUUCCUUUAUAUGAUGUUAUCCAUGUUUCACCUCAAUUUUUGAAAAUUGUGUAAGAAAUCUGUCAUGCAAAUAUGUUUGCUAGAGAGAAUGAUAGCGUUUCAAUAUGAAGAUGGAAGCAGUAGGCAAUGAAAGUGUUAUGUCAUUAGUUAAAUACUUAACCGGUUUUGUGUUUAUGUCUGUUAUAGUUUAGUACCUGAUUAAAUGUUUGAUGCUCUUACAUUUAAGGUUCAUUAAGUUUACUGUCUCAUCCUAUGAUUUAGCGGCCCGUACAGUGGUAUUGCAGAACCACACUUUGAAAGUGUCACAGUUUACUCCACCUCAAAGCAAUGCAUGAUGAAAUUUUUGUUUUCAAUCGGUUCUCUUUGGUGAAGGAAGUUGCGGUGUUAAGGGGCUGGCUUUUAUGAUCAUGCGUGAUAAAAUUCGCAUCGGUGUUAAGUGUUUUGGGACACCCUAAAGGUAUUGUUAUAGGACUUUCAGUUUAUUUAGCGAGUUAGUUAUUCUGUGUAGAUUGUAUUGAGUUGAAAAAAAGUAUGUAUUGGGAAUGAAAAUUGCAUCGGUGUUUGAUUAGGGACAGACACCCUACAGUUUUUACAUUUUUUUAUUUUUUUUCUUCAUUGUAAUCAAAGUUAAAGAUGAAUGGAUACAAAUUUUAAGUAUGUUAAAAAAUUGAGUCAAGAAAAGAAAAACGAUAAAGAAUUUUGGAAAAAAUUUGAAAGAAAAAUUGUGUACUAAGCGCCAAGCGUAUCACGUAAUCAUUUUACUUUUAUGUAUUUGUUAUCAUAUUGUCUUUGUUAUUGUAAAUUAUUAUUUAUUAAUUCAUUCAGUUUUCCCGAUUUAUUUAUUUUUUUAAGUUGAAACCAAGUAAAGAUUAUUUCAGUUGCUGACAUGAA